Molecule: messenger RNA, 3255 nt
Organism: Truncatella angustata
Lineage: Eukaryota; Fungi; Ascomycota; Sordariomycetes; Amphisphaeriales; Sporocadaceae
Exons: 5
Coding region: 108-3218 (1036 amino acids)
Source: RefSeq, a predicted model, not a curated record
CGCAGCCCCUCCCCAAUUGCUAGUCUACUGUUCUUUCUUGGUUUGUCCUGUAUGCCAACAAGCCGAAAAAUCAUUGCAUACACCCGCUGCGAAGCGUCAGUGCCACAAUGCCGAGCCUCUUCUCUCGGAUAAGGGGCAAGGAUGGGAAGUCCAAGAAGGGUGCCGGUCUCACCGACCUCACAAGCCAGCUGCCCUCGAAGCCACGAUGGGACGAUGCAUAUACGCGAACUGAAGUUGAGCCCGAGGAGGUUGUGGAAUUGGUUAGGCGCUGCACUGAGGAACUAAAGUCAAGGGCUAACUCGUCGCAUAAACCAGCACUCGAUCAUCCCUUUCUUCUGUUACCAUUCAGACCAACUUCGGAUCCAAGCGCCGUGCGCAUAUUCAUCCGACAUUUCUUCGAUGCCAGCCAUAACUUACGAGGGGAAGCUCUGGCGCAGGAGUUGCGCAUGACCGAGCCCAUGGUCAUUUCCGGCGUUAUCAAAUGGUGCUGGAGUCGCAUUCAGGGUGGCGUGGUUGGAUGGGAUGCAUACGAGCUCUUCAAAGUCGGAGAGUCGGACUCAAAUAUGGCGCGCAAUGCUUUCACCACAUUCAUCCCACUGAGCGUGGAUAACGAUGCGCGGUCUAAGAUCAUAUUCGACUAUUUUGACCUCAUGUCUGCCGUUGCAGCCCACGGCAAGUCAAACGGCUUCGGAGGCCGCAAGCUCUCUCGCAUGGCGUCCUGGUGGGCGUUCGAAUACAAGGACACUGGCAAUGGAUUUGACGGUGGUUACAAGUUCUGGCUCGGGGCUGCCGAUGCCACCACCCAUCUGUUCUUCGCAUAUCUCCGAUCUUUAGGUCCUGAGACUGUUGUUGGUGGGAUCUCCAUGCUGCCUCGGUCCUUGCAGAAACUCCUGCACGAAACCGAGUACCCUCCACAAACCCCAUCUUUGAUGCAGUCCUCCACAUACAGGGUCAACAUGAUUGUCGAUACUGUAUCACCGACUCCAUUCGCGCUUUUGCGACGCGCCAAUCACUUCCAAUAUCGCGAUAGCGACAGGGCGCUUUACGAGUAUUCCGAGUACGAGGAUCCCGUUCGGGCCCUUACAGAAGAGUGCCGUAGAGUCCUCAAGGCCAUUUCCCUCGCAAAUCAAUCACAAGUCUCUAGUUCUAAGGUGUCUACGGGGCUGAGAGAUGCAUCUUGGUCUCGCUUUGAGGAUAUAGGCUUCGCCGGCUCCUUGGACGAAGACGACGUCGAGGACGAAGCGCCAAAAAGUCAGCAACCCCGGGGUCUGAGGACGACACCUGCCUCCGGAGGACUAGGUGGCGCCAGGCCAACGACACCAUCUUGGGCGGAUUUUUUGUCUUCCGGAUUCGUAGAUGAUUCGCCAAACAGCCCUACGAGUCUGCUACCCCCUGACAAGGUUUUACCGCCAAUUGAUGCAAACCUCCGACAGCGCAGCUCACAGUCGCACAGGCCGCGUCUAGAGUCCAAUCAACAGCUGGAGCCUGGUGAGUUGGCGAGCAUUAACAUGUUCGACUUCGACGAUGCGUUUUGGUGGGUAUGGAUGAGCAGUUUGGCCCCCGAGGAGACCCCAGAACGAAAGGCCGCCUUUGGCCGCUGUGCUAUCAUCGAGACUGUCAUUCGCUCUGGCAGAUGGUUGAUUAUGGAAGAAACAGUAAAGGGUGCCGCCGCUGAACCGGACGCCAAUGCUUAUAUCGCCGAGAAAAAGGGCUUCUUCAGUUGGACCAGACGAAACAAGGGCGUUUCUCGUUCUAAGUCAACUGGGAAAAAGGGCCACGACAAGAAUGACCGGCUGAAGCCAAGCGCAACUGUGGGGGCUGGGUUGAGCAAGACCAGUAUUGGACCGGACCAGCAGGCCAAGAUUCAGGCUGCAGCACUGCAGCUUCAAAGAAGGGAAGCCCAGGAGCAGUACAAGCCUUUGCCACAGCGACGUGGGCGAACAGAUACAGAAGUCAUGAAGGAGAAGACUAACAGUGUUCUCACAAUGCAGCCUGUUAUCAUGAAAGAAGCUUCGCCGGCAAUGAAAUGGGCAAAUAAAUACGACAAGGACGCUAUUCGUGAAGCUUACCUGGGCAACGUGAAUGCUGGUCGGGGCCUGGGCCAGGCUACCAUGCAGACAAACGGUUAUUCAGAGAACGGGGAGACCCCUACAAAUGGUGCGCAUUACCCCGAGGUACCCGAGGAGUCCCCUUCAAUUACUUCGCCGGUCACUUCGAAAGCACCUGCAGUCCUAGAGCCUCGAGUACCCAUGCAAGAAGUGGAGCAUCCUGCCGAACCAGAAAGACCUUUCGAUCCCGAACGCAACAUUCACCCUGCGGAAAGAACGGGACUUACGGGACGCAACUCGCCAUUACCUCCCACGGGGCGCAACUCUCCACUACCUCCUCCGCCUCAAGAGAAUUCUUUUGAAGCAGGACGUGAGACUUUGCUGUCACCAGAGCCGGGGCACAGCCAUGAUCAAAAGCCCAAGAAACUCCACAAAGACGAGAAAAAGGCGAGCGGUGGUCUCCGUAAACUCUUCAGUCGUCGAAACCGCUCAUCUAAGCUUCCAGAGAAUGCUUCCAACGAUUUGAAUGCAAUGCUCGCACAACAGCCUGCAGCUGCUUCUCAACGACGACUCCAGCCUAUCCCGUCUGAAACAGCCGUUAAUCGACCUGAAGAACCGGAUUUCGUUACGCCUGCGGAGCAGCCUGAAGAUUUGGAGUUUGUUCACUCACCAGCUUCUCCACCCGUGCCGGAGCCAGCAUACGAGGCCUCCAUCGACGAUGAUUUAUCGCGUGUUGACACGGCUGACGCACAUGAAGCGCACCACGAGUUCUCACGUUUUGAUCAAGGGCCGUUAGCAGACCAGCCUGCAUUUGUGCCUGGAGAUGAAUAUAGCGAGGACGAUGCCACACCUCCCCCCAUUGCCCGCCACACGACCAAUCACAGUCCUCAGUCCAUCUCUUCAGAUACAGAGGAACAAGCUGCGCCUUCACCUACAGUUCCUAUGCAGGACCGAUGGGCACAAAUUCGCCAGAAUGCAGCGGCUCGAGCUCGGCAAAGCGAAGAGCAGAGCAGGGGCGGGUAUAGUAAAACAACUGACGAUGACGACAACACUAGUGGUGAGGAGACAAUCGAAAGUCGUGUUGCUCGCAUCAAGGCCCGCGUGGCUGAAUUGACAGGCAACAUGGAGGGUACAACUGCACCAGGUAGUCGAACGCCUCCGAGACGCUAGGGACGAAUUUUUGAGGACAACGCCAAAUUUGAUGCAA